Molecule: messenger RNA, 4017 nt
Organism: Dendronephthya gigantea
Lineage: Eukaryota; Metazoa; Cnidaria; Anthozoa; Malacalcyonacea; Nephtheidae
Exons: 1
Coding region: 1-4017 (1338 amino acids)
Biological process (GO): proteolysis; DNA integration
Molecular function (GO): nucleic acid binding; aspartic-type endopeptidase activity
Source: RefSeq, a predicted model, not a curated record
AUGGCUCAAUUAAAUUUAAUGCCGAACUUGCCACAAUUCGAUGCUUAUUCCGAGCCAUCGUCAAUCGCAACACGGUGGAAAGAAUGGCUCGAACAAUUCGAGAUUUUUACAAUUGCAGCUAAAGUUGAAGACAAGAAACAAAAGCGAGCGCUUCUUUUGCAUAUCAGCGGGCCAACUGUUCAGAAAGUGUUUAAAGGAUUGACGGAUACGGGAGACGACUACGAUACAGCUGCCGCAAAACUCAACGAAUAUUUUGCUCCGAAGAAACAUAUUCGAUAUGAACGAUACCAUUUUAAACAAGCAUGUCAACAAGACGGUGAGUCUAUUGAUCAAUUCGCUUCUCGACUUCGUAACCUGGCUGAAACGUGUGAGUUUGAGAAUAUUGAUGAUGUUAUUGCCGAUCAAAUUCUGGCUAAUUGUAGCUCUAAUAGACUGAAAGAAAAGAUUCUUCGUGAAGAAAAAGCGGAUUUGACCUUCAUCUUAAAGCAAGGUCGUAUUUUGGAAUGCUCAAAACAACAAGCAGCUCGUAUUGGUACCAACAGCCCUACAACUCCUGAGAUCAGUGCCAUUCAAGCAACACCUGCAAAUCGCCCGCUAACAAGUAAUGACCACCGACAACAGCCUAGAGGAUAUUGUAGAAAUUGUGGUGAAACAUGGCCCCAUGUUCCCUCCAAGCCGUGCCCAGCAUUUGGUAAAUCCUGCCGUUCCUGUGGAAAGCAAAAUCAUUUUGCUCGAGUCUGCCGCAGUCGGCCCCAAAAUCGCAACACCCAACGCCAAGGCCAGCAGCGUCCAAGACGUGAACAACUGAACCAAAUCUCUGAAGACAUCGUAUCUGAUGAUGAGGAGGGAUAUAUUUAUGCAACCAAUACUGACGGGGAACAUGCUAAUGUGAUCUCCAGGCCUCAGCUUCCCGUUGUCAUCAAUGGUGUUGAAAUUGUGAUGAUGAUCGAUUCGGGAGCAUCAGUGAACAUCCUCGACAAGGCAGCAUAUGAGCAAAUAGUUACGCAGAAUGAUCAUAUUCAGUUGCAAAAGACGUCGACACGAAUUUAUGCCUAUGGUGCAGCAGAACCUCUUGCCCUACUCGGAAAGUUUCAAGCCACUAUUGAAACCUUAUCAAGCAAAACCAAUGGUUCAUUUUACGUAGUUGAUGGCUUCCAUGGCUCCAUCCUUAGCCAUGACACUUCAGUCGCCUUGGGAUUAAUUUCAGUCCCACAUUCCAUCAACACAGUCAGUGCUCAAAAAUCCCUACCGCAGUUAUUGGAAGAAUACCAGGAUAUCUUCCAUGGAAUCGGCAAGCUCAAAGAUUUCCAAUUCCAAAUAUAUAUAGACCCAGAUGUAAAGCCUGUUGCCCAGCUGCCACGUCGUAUACCUUUUCAUAUCCGAAAGCAAGUAGAGCAAGAAAUCGAGAGCUUGGAACAGCAAGGCAUCAUUGAGGCGGUUGACGGCCCCACACCAUGGGUUUCACCUGUAGUGGCAGUCCCAAAAACCAGCAACCCCAAGGAAAUCCGUCUUUGUGUUGACCUCCGUCAACCAAACAAAGCUGUCCAACGCCAGCGCCAUCCCACACCUACCAUCGAGGAAGUCACAAACGAUUUGAAUGGGGCAAGUGUUUUUUCCAAACUCGACCUUCGUUCUGGAUACCAUCAAAUUGAGCUUACACCUGCCUCCCGGUACCUCACCACAUUUACCACGCAUAAGGGCCUCCGCCAAUAUACCCGUCUCCUUUUUGGUUUGGCCUCAGCCUCGGAAGUUUUCCAACAAGUUAUUCAACAGGCACUACAGGGAAUCCCAGGCGUGAAAAACAUUUCAGACGACAUUAUUGUGUUUGGGCGUACGCAAGAAGAACACGAUGCUGCUCUAGCCGAUACCUUUCAACGUCUGCGGGAAAAAGGUCUAACCCUCAACGGGUCCAAGUGUGUUUACAACAAGCAGAAUCUGGCUUUCUUUGGGUAUGUGUUUUCUGCAAAAGGCAUGUCUGCGGAUCCCAAGAAGAUUGCUGCUAUCUGUGAUGCCACCCCUCCCACGAAUCCGUCAGAAGUCCGAAGUUUCCUUGGGUUAACCGGAUUUUGUUCCCGUUUUAUUCCGAAUUACGCCACAUUGACGGAGCCGUUGAAACACUUGACCAGAAAAGGAGUGCGUUGGAACUGGGGGGUUCAGCAGAACAAGUCUUUUCUCGCUUUAAAAGAGUGUUUGACCAGCAACCGCACGAUGGCUUAUUUUGAUCCUAGCAAGCGCACGAUUGCCACGUUUGAUGCAAGCCCCUUCGGACUGGGUGCCGUGCUAACGCAAGUUGACGCAGACGGACAGGAACGCUCUGUUGCAUAUGCAAGUCGUACGCUUAGCGAUGUAGAACGACGAUACUCGCAGACCGAACGUGAAGCACUAGCCAUCGUUUGGGGUUGUGAGCGGUUUCAUUUAUACCUCUAUGGUUCUCAGUUUGAAAUCGUCACAGACCACAAGCCACUUGAAACCAUUUUUAACAAUCCCGCCUCUAACCCUCCAGCCCGCAUCCAACGCUGGGCUUUGAGACUUCAACCGUACACCUUCACCGUGAAAUACAGGCCCGGACCGCUGAACAUUGCUGAUUAUCUAUCACGCCAUCCUUCGCGUUCCCAGACAACGAGAGAGCGGAAGAUUGCUGAAGAGUAUGUGAAUUAUCUGGUCGGCCAUGCUAUACCCAAAGCUAUGACUCUAGAAGAAGUUAACAGUGCAUCAAAAGCUGACCCUAUUUUCCAACGCCUUCGUCAGGCAAUUACCACGGACGUUUGGCCAAACAAUGAUCCUGACCUUACCCCAUUCAACAAAGUCAAGUUCGAGCUCACUGUUGCAACGGAUUCCGACAUCAUCCUUCGGGGAACACGCGUAGUCCUCCCAAAAUGUCUUCAAUUGCGAGCAGUCAAACUUGCGCACGAGUCCCACCAAGGCAUUGUAAAAACAAAGCAGCUCCUUCGAGAAAAGGUAUGGUACCCUGGCAUUGACAAGGACGUCAAGACAGAGAUCGAUGAUUGCAUCCCAUGUCAAGCAACAAGCCAAAAUGUGACACCAGAACCCCUCCAAAUGACGACCUUACCAACGGCGCCGUGGAGCCAAGUUUCAACCGAUUUUUGUGGCCCUUUCCCAUCCGGUGACUACUUGCUAGUUGUCAUUGACGAUUACUCUCGGUAUCCGGAGGUGGAAGUUCUUCGAUCUACCUCCGCUGAAGCGACUAUUCCGAAGUUAGAUAGAAUCUUUGCUACGCAUGGGAUUCCGGAUGUUAUGAAGUCUGAUAACGGCCCCCCAUUUAGUGGUCACGAAUUCGCCAAGUAUGCUAAAGAGAAAGGUUUUCAACACCGUAGAAUUACACCACUAUGGCCAGCUGCUAACGGCGAAGCUGAACGUUUUAUGCGUACACUAAGCAAAGCCAUCAAAACAAGCUCAAUCGAAGGAAAGAAUUGGAAGAAAGAUCUACAACAGUUUCUCCUGCAGUACCGAGCUACGCCGCACUCGACUACCGGGAAGUCGCCGGCGGAGCUUUUGUUUGGUAGGAAAAUCAAAACUAAACUGCCUGCAGUGCUCGUGCCACCUCUCGAUGAUGCAGAAAUGCGUUCCAAAGACCGACAAGGGAAGAAGAAGAUGAAAACCUAUUCCGACCGUCGGAAUCACCACAAACCUAGCCGCGUUUGUGUAGGUGAUAUGGUAUUGAUAAAACAGAAGCGAAAGAAUAAGUUGUCCUCACGCUAUAAUCCUAAACCUGCACUUGUCACCAGGAAGAAAGGAACAUUAGUGACCGUACAGAAAACAGAUGGAUCAACACUAAGCAGAAAUUCCUCUCAUCUUAAGAAAGUUACAAAACGGGCAGCAGAGCAGUGGGCAAACAUUCCUAACGACAGUGGAGAGGAUGAUGAUGAUGAUGACGAUGGGAGCAACGAGAACAAUGUAGAACUUCAAAACGCAGGUCAGGAACAGCGAGGUCAAAACCAACGACCAGCAAGAGAAAGGCGGCGUCCGAACUAUCUUGGUGACUAUGUGAUGUAUUAA